UUCCAGUUGUGUUGUUUUGAGUUUCUCUUGCAAUCUUAAUCUGACCGAUUUCUUUCGAACUGAGGGGUCUUAGGGACUCAAAAGUCAACCACUAUGUCGAAGAAUAGAGGAUCGAUGGUCCAAAGACCGAUCACCGAGCAAAUCGAAGAGCUGAGGGCUAAAAUCCAGCUUCUUGAGGGAGACAGGAAGGCCUACUAUGAAAGUGCCAGUUGGACUAUGAAAAAGAACCGAGAAAAGAUUGGUGGACUACGGAAAGAAAAUAAAGAACUCCGUAAGAAGUUGAGUGACAAGCUUGCUGCUGAUGAUCAUGUUAUCAACAAGGCUUUUGAAGAUCGACCGGUGGAGAGAGCCUCCAUGACAAACAAAACUGGUCCGGAGGCCAUCGUGACCAUGGACCACAAGCUGUGUGACACCAAGAAGAAACUGAAUGCGCUGCGCCACGUGACAGCCACCAAACAGAAAAAGUUGGAGGAGUUACGCAUCCAGUAUGACCAGAUGAAGAAAGAUGCAUCUGAUGCUGUUGCUACAGAUUCGGGAGAAUCAGAAGAUGCGCAGAGGUUGCGUAACCUUGAGAACAAGCUGGACAAGGCCAAUCUGAAGUGUAACGAGGCAGAACACAUCCGGAGAACAUACGAGAACAUCAAGAGUAACAUGUUGAGGGAUCAAGAAAAUUAUGAAAAUACGCUGUCAGACAUGGAGAAGGAGAUCAUCCGUUGCCGCGGUGAGCUGAAGGAACUGAAAGCCAUGCAAGCAGACGCUGAAAUCUCCAAACAAUCUGCACAAGAGGAGUUGCAUAAGCACGAGGAGGUGGUCUACUCAGAGAGGAAGCAACGCGAGAUCGAGCUUCAGCGCAUGAAGAAGGAAGCGGAGGAGAAGAAGCUCCACCAGGAGAGGAUCGAGAAGAGAAUCGCUCAGCGUGGAUCCAUGCAGCAAGAUGAAUUGUCGCCACAAGAGAAGGCCGCCCUCAGUGGUGAGGAGCAAGCGCAGAAGAUCACAACGUACGAGGAGGCAUUCAGGAGAAUCAAGGAGGCUACUGGUGUAUCUGAUACACAGGAGGUAGUUGCGCGGUUUGAGAACCAAGGUGAUACGACGCGGCGUCUUGAGGAGUUGAAACGGGAGUGUGAGAAGCAGAUCCAGAGGUUGAGAGAGGAGAAGGAGAAACUGCAACAGGAAUACGAAGAGAUGAAGUAUUCUGGAGAAGCCAAGUUAUCAAGUGGUCAGCGAAUGUUGGAAGAAUUCGAAAAUCACUUAGCUGAAGAGGAAACAAGACAGAGAGAGGCGUCCGAGAAACUAGAGAAGUCUAGUCAGCUGUUGGUCAAGAUUAAAGCAGGAGUGGAGCAUUUGUCAGACAAGCUACAACACCUUAAAGCUAAUAAAGGACAGGUGCCCACUGCCAAAAUCUCACCGACAUCAGACGAGUAUGUGUUGGACUUGCUCUCCGUAUCUGAGGAAAAACUGCUGAAACUUCUAGAAGAACUGGAUGGCAAAAAUCUUGAGGAGAUCAUGACACAGAUGGAGGAGGAAGAGUUCCACGCUAGCAUAGAAGGCAAACUCCCAGCUUACAACACAAGAAUCAAACUACCACAGACACAACGAGACAAUGUUUAUGACGAAGAGGGCAUCUAUGAUGAAGACGAAAGUGGUGACGAUGAUCAGGAUGUGCCGACACGACAACAACUCAAACGUCAGGCGCAGCAGCUCGUCGACUCCAAGACCAAGAAGAAGACCACACGCAGGAAGAAGAAGGGAAAGUAAACCAAGGCAACUAGAGAAGGGGGGGGGGUAUUCGACAAAAUGUUCAAUUAAGUUAACCCUGGUGGAGCGGAGUGAACGCGGUGGAUAAAGGGACUGUAAAUCCGGAGAUGUCAUUUCAUUUUAAGGUUCUGUGAAAUCGCAACUUUGGUAUCAGUACCUUUAUCCACUAUGGGAAAGAGACUUAUAAAUUUUGCCGGGUAAGAACUGGAAGGCAUUGGCCAACAUUAGGAAAACUCCAUGCCUUCUUCAGAAGGCCUCGGCUUUGAUCUUGUUGAUUACAAAGAUGAGCAGUGUCAGCUCUAUGAAAGGGUCAUUUCAUUGAAUUCUCUUUGUUUGUAUUUUGGGAUGAUAUAGAUAAAGGAAUCUGAAUGCAUUAGCCAACCCAAACUUUCUUUCAUCUUGAGUCUAGACUUUAUACAUGUAGAAUAGGCAUGGGGUUAUCCUAAUGAAGCAGGGCUUCCCUUAAUCUUCGGAAAGGACCCUCCAAAAUUAUGUUGUACCCUUGAAAAUUCAAUUUGAUGAGGGUCUGGUGGAAGCCCUGUGAUGUUAUUCGAUAUCUCACGUGGAGGCGGAGUUUUUCGGUUUCGAUGAAAGCUUGGUGGUUGUGGCUGGAGGGGGUUUGGAUAUUUUUGUAGGGGUUGUACAUAAAUACAUGUACUACCAAUACAUGUAAGUUUUCUUUUGCUAAGAAACAUUUCUGAUUGCUGACCGUAUCAGUAGGCCUCCAAUUUUAAAUAUUUUUCGUGAAGACAGCAUUGGGAUUAUUUCGUUGUGAAAGUUUUUAUCACAGAGUGAGCCUUGUAAUUAUUAUUUGACAUACAAUAUACAAGGGUUCCACUUCUUGACCAGCACGUUGUCAAAAAGGAUCAUUUCUAGAUCUUGAUCAUCUAUUAUCGUUCCUCUCCUGCAGUGAAAUUGUCUCAGAAAAUGUCAAAAAUAUUUGCAAUGUUUUCGUCGGGAGGUGAAACCCUCAGCCACUCAAAUAAUUUAUGAAAACAAGUUAUCAAAACAAUUUGAUCUUUACAAUUAUUUUGCCGAUAGAUACUCCUAAUAUUAUAAUACGGCCUAAUAUUGCGUCCAAAUUUUGUAAUCCGUCCAGAAUUUUGUAAAAUGCUGAUUUUUAGUUGUGAUAUCAAGGUAUUGCACUAUCCACUUGUUUAUUCUGGUUAAGAGAUUUAAAUUAGGUGAAUUUCUUCCUCUUAAGAUGUUUUUAUGAAAUAAUCAUGUCGAUGAAAUCUCAACUGAAUACACUGUUAGCCUGUUAUGAAACUGACGUUAGGAUUUCCUUUUAUUGGAUGUCACGGUGCCCAAUCGUACAACCGUACCAUGGAGUAUGUUUCCGGCAGCAAAAGACUAGCCCAAGCUUUUCACAAACACAAGUGUUAUAGACACUACUUUCACCUCGGAAUAUCGCCGGUCACAAGAUUGGGCUGGUUUGGUGUCAAGGUACAGAAUAUCAAUUCCCCACGCAAUACGGUUGUACGAUUGGGUAUCAUGGUAUUGUACAUGUACGUAAAUAAACUAAAUAUCCCAUGUAACAUCUUUUUGUUAAGAAAAACCGAAAUCAA
Lineus longissimus is the source of this 3323-nucleotide messenger RNA. RefSeq names its product outer dynein arm-docking complex subunit 3-like. The transcript is spliced from 13 exons. Gene Ontology annotation, cellular component: ciliary basal body; ciliary rootlet; ciliary tip. The coding region runs from base 94 to 1755 and encodes 553 amino acids. Lineage: Eukaryota; Metazoa; Nemertea; Pilidiophora; Heteronemertea; Lineidae. Gene Ontology annotation, biological process: outer dynein arm assembly; cilium movement. The record is from RefSeq and is a predicted model, not a curated record.